Molecule: messenger RNA, 7285 nt
Organism: Aplysia californica (California sea hare)
Lineage: Eukaryota; Metazoa; Mollusca; Gastropoda; Aplysiida; Aplysiidae
Product: flocculation protein FLO11
Exons: 3
Coding region: 663-3713 (1016 amino acids)
Source: RefSeq, a predicted model, not a curated record
GUUGACUGUCAACCCCACGGUAUGGGGGAAGUGGGAGUUUGUUCCGGCAGAAAUAUAGGAUAGGACCAAGCUGUCAUGGUCCUACAUUGAAUAUUACUCUUCUUACGGUUGUAGUUACGUAUAUGUUACGACGGGAACUAAGAUAUUGAAUCUUAUCCCACCUAGAUGUGAUCACAUUCCUUUGGACAUUGGAAAUUGUGUGCGUGACUGUCACUGUCAUUUCGUGUUCACAACAUUCGAAAGAAUGUAGCCUUAUUUGUAUAAAAGGCCUGUAUGAGGAAACAAGUGUUUAAUCGAAAUGCCAGUACUACUUUUCGGUGGGAUUACUAUUCAUGAGAACAAGAAUCGGCUAUGCCUGAAAGUCAGACAGUGACAUAAAUAGAGACGUAUAAAUGAUUCUUUAUUAAUUAUGUGUCAACUAUAUUACGGCCCCAAAUCAAGAUUUAAUGUAGGUCUUUAGUGGGCUGUGCCCUAUAGGCCCAACUAGUCUAGAUCCUGUGUAAAGUGCCGCCUUGUACAUAUAUAAAUUUUUUUUUUAGUGACAAGUAGGCUAGUUGAGUGUGAGUCAUUUUUAAAGCCCAGAUUCUCAGGAUCUUGGCCUAUAAUUUAGGAGGUGACUUCUUGGUUCUGUUGCUUUUCAAACACACCUCUUCUCAUACAAAAUGAGUUCAUCUGAAUUCGCAGGGAUGGGCACUGCUGUCCCACCAAGCUAUUCUCAACAGAAUGGAAGAGCCACCACAGAAAAGCUUUCGUCAGUUUUAGAAAACCCUUUCUAUAAGAAUUUUGGAAGAAAGCAUAAUGUGCCUUCAUACCAGAAAGAUAGUCUUCAAUCAGAUGUUCUGGAUAGAAGACGACUCUCGGGUGUGAUUGACAGUACGUCUCGAAAUGAUGAGUCAGAAGAUAUCGGGGAGUAUCGCCCGGGUUCAGGCUUUGUUCACAAACUUCUGGACAAAUUUUCAUCUCUCAGUGCGAAGGAAGACACAGCGUUUUCUUCGUCUCAUGUAAAACGCUCAUCAAGUUUAGAAGAUCUCACUGGAAGUAACAGUGUUAAGAGCAAAAAUGUUACCUUCAAAGAUCCUGCCAGCCUAGAUGUAAAAUCUGGAAUUGGAAAACCCCUUUCUUCAGUUUCAAAGACAUCUCACAGGGCUCGAAGCAUAGAAAGUUUACCACAUGCUCACCGCAAAAGUAGCCAUCACCACAAUCUUGCCAUUCCGCUUCGCCAUGUAGAAACAAAAAAGUGGGAUAAAGGAAAAGACGCGGUCAUUCCCAAAUCUCCCAGAGACUCUCACGUUGUUGCUCCCGAUGUUGACCUUGCCCGAGAUGAUAUCAUCAUUAUUGAAACAACUCCGUCUGUUGUUGCAAAAAAAGAUGAGAGUAACGAUGAAAGCGACAGUGACAAUGGUACUCCGAGGCUGUUGAGUUAUCGAGAAGAAAGUGUUCCUGAUGAACUUCCAAAACCCAACACUGUUGUUAAUGUCCGUAGCUUGUUUGAGACAGCUUCUGUUACUUCAGGCACCAGUGUCUUUAGAAGACCUAAACCGGAGCCACUGAAACACAUUGGUAGGUCGGGAGAUUUUUCACAAACUGGCUCAGUUACCUCUCCUUCCUCGGGAGAUGAGAGCAACAAGUUGGUAUCUGUUACUUCUCCUAGAUUUGUCAACAAUGAUACUCAAGCCAAUUCCGUUCCAUUCAUUUCACCUUCAAAUACUGCAACAAGUCCUCCUAUAUUUUCUCCUCGCUCCAGUGAAUUGUCACAACCAUCAUUCCAAUCGAAACAUGAUGAGAAUAAGUCUAGCUCUUCUGUCACAACAAACAGCAUUGCAUUUAGACAAAGGUCAGCAUCCCCGCAGGAAGUGACCUCUCCGAGACCUGACACAACGCACAGCACCACCGGAGAUGAUGAGAAAACAGCAAGCCCAUUUCGACCUAGCCCCACGCCCCGCAACACUGCCAGUGUCAAGCCGACUAUAGCCAGCAAAACAAAUGCUCAUGAUUUAAAACCAGUUCCCGUGCCCUAUCCUGCCCCAGCGUCAGCUGCGACCAGCUAUAAAAAGUCAAGCCCCGUUGUUCCUGUGGCGCCUUUCAAGAACAAGCAGGAUGAUAAGAAAGACGACGGAACACCGGUGAUGAUUUUCGACAAAUCGAAGAUCAGUCCCACAAAGAAGCGGUCUCCGCGAACAAAGGACUACACCCCUCUUGAUAAUGAAAUUAGCAAAAAGGAAGUGUUCACAGGGGGCAAAAAAGUUUCAGUUACGUCCGUAAAUGUGAAGAGUUCAGGGAAAGGCCCAAUACCUGAUAUACCUCGGGAAAAUAAAAAUGUGUCAAAAGAGAAGCCACUUAACUCUAGAAAGAGCACAGAGAAUGUCUCUGUGAAUAAGUUAAAUGAUUUAGAGAUGAAAAAAUCGAAGGCACCAGUUCCUGUACUUGAAAAGAAAGAUAUUACAUUGGAGCGGAAAACUCCAACUGCCCCUGCUAGGAGAAGUUUUGAGGUCCCCCCAAAGAAUCAUAUCCAGGAAGAUAGGAAAGCUUUGGACAAACUGUCUAAGCCUUUGCCAGUAAAGACAGCCUCAACAGCAGUGAGCUCCAGUGAACCGAAACCUGAGCCAAAGCAGCCUUCAAAAAUGCUUUACGUAAGUAGCAGCUCUGACGCGAGUGAAAGUGAUGCAACCCCUCCUGAAACUCCGAGAACAAAACCCGACAAGACUAAGAGUGACUCUGAGCCUAUCAAAGGCAUCCCCAGCAUUAUCGCCCAGAGACUGAAAAAGGAGAAGAAUGACCCGAGCCAGGCUAGCAGUUUGACGCGACCGUCGUCGUUAAUAGACAGACAGUUGAAGUCCGACUCUGGUGAGACUGACUCCAGUACAAGUAGUGAAACCUUUUCUCCGAGAGUUAAUCUUUCGAGUACCCCAUCUGUGCAAAGUAAAGAUGAUAAUAAAGACGAAAUCAGCAAUUCCAUCGAAAAUGAGAUUGCUGCCGUUCGCAAGCGGAUGGAGGGAAAUCGUUCCAAGGCGACUGGUGUUGCCCAGAUUUUUGACAGUAGUCAACUGGCAAAGAAACGCAAAGAGAACCAGAGGCAACGUGCAACUUUCAAUGCUCAAUCUCAGGGAUUAGUACCUCCUUUGGACCUUUCUAGCAUCACGGAUGACAAAAACAGAGAUUAUCAACCGAAGCCAAGAGAAAUCAAGCCUUGCAACAUAGUGUUUGUUGGAGAAAAUGCCAAGACAUCACGCUCCCUCCUCAAGAAACAGAGAAAAGUGAAGAUCAACAUCCACUUCAACGACUCAGUCACGGAGACGUUUGAGUACCCGUCAGAGGACCACGCUCUGGAGCUUUACCUGGAGGAGCACCCGCACGACACGGCCGACAUUCUAUUUUUGGAAGACUUUGGGGGCGGCGGCGGUGAUGUUGGCGAGUCUUCGGACGACACAGACACUGUGGAUAUCAUCGAGACACCGGUGACCCCCCGCGGGAACGCUGAUGACGAUUUGCUGAAGUCAAACACGGCUCUCUCUAGUUCAAGCUCCCUACACUCUUACCGCGGCCGCUUCCAAGAAGAGUUUGUGUUUGGCUCCAGCCUCACGGAGCCCGAGCCCCCUCCCAAGGUCGCCAAAUCGGAACCCGUUGACGAUCCGGACUCGAUGACGCUGAGGCCGGCCGACGAGCAGGAGCUGGACACGUGGUCAACGAACAACUCGUCGGACCUGCUGUUUUGAGAGGACGUGGGACCCGUGUGUGUGUGUUGGGUGGGAAUACCUCUAGUUGUCCCCGAGGUCACGUCGGCCAGUUGGAAAUUGCUGCUUUUUUUUUUUUCUUCUUUUUUUGUGCUGAUGUUGAUGGGAUGAGGGGUGAGGAGCGUGAAAUGACGUCCGCCCCCCCACCCUCCUGAAAGAAAACUCAACGCUGUUUUUAUCGGAGCCGCUGUGAGCCGAGGUGGUGGGCGAGGAUCAGAGUGGGCGGGGCUUGGCGGACAGGUCACAGACGUGAGCAGGCAGAGCUGUCUGAGCUUGUGUUGAUGGUUGCGGAAACCUAUCUUAUUUGAGUCUUGUGUGUGUGGGUAAAAUACACAUUGAAAAAAGAGAAAUGUUGAACAAACAGGGCACCAUACUUACUACUCUCAAGUGUUAACUACAGUGGACUUCCAUAUAUUACGUUCAUUGGAAUCGCUUUUUAUAAAUUAUUGUUUUUGCUCCUUUUAAUUCAUUUCUUUUUCGUUUUUUAUAAUAAUGAUGCUGAUGCUUUGUUUAGAUGUUUGAAGGAUGUGAUCAUUGAUGGCUGUUGGGUCUCGCUGGUUGAGUGUUUGCUGUGUCAUUUCUUACCGCGGUAUUGUGUGUGUCUUGGAGAAUGUUUCCUCGUUGGGAAGUAUGGCAGACCGGACUGGAAGCAGUCUGAAAAAUGUCUGAAAUCUCGUCUUAUUCAUCAAUAAUUUUGUCGUGUGCAAAGAUUUUUUUUUUUUUUUGACAAGGUAAGGCAUGUAACUGAAGAACUGUUCCAAGUCUUAUGACUUCUGUAAUCUCAAGUCUCACAGAGAAUUUUAUACACAUAAGUUACCGAGAGAUUCAAAAAAAUGUUUUUUAACAUGUUGAAAACCCAGAUUUCUUGUAAUGCUGUAUGGUGUAAAUAUAAUAUACUUUUUCUUUCAAGUUACCUUACUCAAAUGAAAUGACAGUUACCACGUACUUACUCAGUAUGAUGGUGUCAUGUUCACGUACAAUAUUUGUAUUCUUUUUGUAUUUAUUGAUCAGUGUCUCAAGAUCCAACAGCGCAUUGGUCUAUAUAGUUGUCAAGUAUACACGUACCUCUCCAUAGAAAACUGGUCAACUCAUCAAAUUGGAGAAUUGAUAUCUGGUUUAUUUGAGCAUGAUUAGUUUGUAGAAUUAUUGUAAUCUUACGUAAGUUCCGGUCAUAUUAUUGGAAUGUGAAAAGUUCCGAGGUAGAUAGAGUGAGAUUGCGGCUAGUGCUGAGCGUACCCUCAUGUACCGGAGCGCCGACUGACCCAGGGUCAUGUGCUGGGACCAGUGGUCAUGUGACCAACAUGUCAUUGUGUUCUACAUCUAUUACCAUUUCCCCCGGGAUGAGGAAAAGGAUAUACGCCGGUAAUCCCUUCCUAAGUAUGCUGACAGUUGCGUCUUUCAAAGACCUCAGGUUGUACUCAGAGUUACAUCUUAUCAUUCUUUAUGCAGAAAACAAACGUAGAGACACACGUUUUUAAGAAUUAUCUCAAAAUGUAUUCAUCAAUGCUAAAGACGCGUGUGAUUGCUGGGGUCUGUUGUACUGUAUGUGUGAGUGGUACUAAACAGUACUGUAUGUGUGAGUCGUACUAAACAGUACUGUAUGUGUGAGUCGUACUAAACAGUACUGUAUGUGCGAGUCAUACUAAACAGUACUGUAUGUGUGAGUCGACAACAUCAGUGGGGCACACCUCUUGGUUCUAUCUAACCCCUUCGUGAUGCAGAGUCUGUGAGUGCUUCACUGAGCACGACUUUGGAUCCCCGCAGUCAAAAGGUGGCUUUUGAUAUAGCGAUCGAUUGCCUAUGAAUCAGAUCCAGUUUGUAAAUACGAUAAACUAUCUCUGAAAACAGAGUAUAUUAUUUCGUGAAAAAGUAUCGCUGAAUUUGAAUCCAUAACUAAUGUUACGAAGGACUUCUACUAGAAACCUUGUGGUUAUGGUCAUGGCAUUUGACAAGGCGUGAUGAGCACAGUUUGUCCUGACAGCCUCUUGCCUCCUUGGCCACUCAAGGCGAAAAUGAGGAGCAGUGCUUGUCAUGUACUGUUGCUGGAUCGAUAACAACAACAGCUUGUCAUGUACCGGUAGAUCAUGAAGGGGUCAAAACAAUCUGCCGUGGUGAUCACGGAAUCUUCUCUUGUUUCCUCGCAGCUCAACAAAAGCCGUUGUGUUUGUGGUUUGAUGUACAAGGUACUAGUUAGCUUGUGGGUUCAGUUCAUAGCUAUGCAAUUCUAGAGGCUGCACAUUUGGUUGACAUUUUUUCUAUUUGAAGUGGGUAUCCGUGCCUGGUGUGACCUACUUUUUGUUCCACGUUCUCUCGCCUUGAUCUCCUCAGACGCGGCUCUCGUCUUUUGCUAAGUGGAAUCCUUGAACUCGUUCCUGGUUUGUUCAUAGAGUUCAGGUUUAGAGGGGGACAGUUCCGUUUUUGGGUUUUGUAAAUUUUUACAGUAGCAUUCUGCAAGCAACACGGUUUAGUGAUGCAGAGGAGGGUAUGUGGUUAGGGGGAGGGGGGGGAUGAGGGUAUGUGGUUAGGGGGAGGGGUGGGGUGGGGGUGAGGAACAAAGUCCAAACUGCAUUGUCUCUAUGAAGGAAAUCUGUGAGGUUUUCCUGCCACAAGAAGAAGAGUGGGUGAUGUGUGCGUGUCUAUCUAUAUGUGUGCAUCAGUUCAGAACCUGAACUCAUAUCGUCAUGUAAAGUGCUUUCUCAGUUCAUGUAAUAUUUUGUGAUGGAUUUUUUUAUUUUUUUUUGUUGAUAAUUUUUUAAAAAUAUUUCCUUUCCAUGCUUCUGUUUUGCGGGCAAUGUAGUGGGCUUUUGUUGUGGGAGAUGGCGUUGCUGUGAUUUCUGUUUUGUUCUGGACGUAACGGUUGGUAGCUUAGGGCGGGGUCACUACAAGGAAAGCAGUGGCAGAAAGAAGUAAGAUUCACAGUGUACCGGCCACCGGUUCAGUUGUUUGUCAUUGUAACAUUUUAUAUAUAUAUAUAUAUAUAAAUAUAUAUAUUAUACACACACAUACAUAUACUAUGCUCAUGGCAAUAUUUUCUACCUUUAUUAGUUUUAGCACGACAUCAUAUCUGACACUCUGUCCAACCAACAUAUGUUAUAUGAUAACGCCAAGCCAAUUUUUCACCUUUUUUUUUUGUUUUUGGUCAAAUAUUACAGAAGUAUGUAUAGAUAUAUUUAACGCAGGAAAAUGUUCAGACAACCAGUUUCAUUUUUGUGUUCAAAUUAUAUUGUACCCACCUUGUUGUACAUGAAAUAUGCAUUCUUCAUGGGGUUUGAUGACGAUGAUCGGGGUUUUAUUCCGUUCACCAAAUUGGGUUUUGUUUUUAAAAAAUUGUUCUGGGAAUAUUUUCAGCGCUCCUUUUGUUGCUCUUGAAUGUAUUGAGGUUUUCUUGUAGUUUUUUUCCCCUCCCCAACCUAGUUUCCUCCCCUCACUCUCCCCUUUGACCUCUGAUUGAUUCUGUGGAAUUUUCCUACACACCCUUACUUAUAUAUGCAAUAUGAGAGGUUGACAAGAGAAAUAGAGGUAUACGUUAUUCUUUCAAAUGCAGAGUGAUUGAG